Emericellopsis atlantica is the source of this 557-nucleotide messenger RNA. Its product is annotated as 40S ribosomal protein S20. Bases 85 to 441 code for a protein of 118 amino acids. Lineage: Eukaryota; Fungi; Ascomycota; Sordariomycetes; Hypocreales; Bionectriaceae. Gene Ontology annotation, molecular function: structural constituent of ribosome; RNA binding. The record is from RefSeq and is a predicted model, not a curated record. Gene Ontology annotation, cellular component: cytosolic small ribosomal subunit; ribosome. The transcript has 2 exons. Gene Ontology annotation, biological process: translation.
CAACCCACUCUUCAUCACUUUGCCGCAACACCACGUUCGAGUCGUGAAGAGAUAUUUCCAAUCACCACCACCGAAUCACACAUCAUGUCUUCCUACCAGAAGGGCGAGAAGGACCAGGGCGGUGAUGCCCCCAAGUCCCACAAGAUCCGCAUCACCCUCUCCUCCCGCAAGGUGCAGACCCUCGAGAAGGUCUCGCAGGAGAUCCUCGACCGCGCCAAGAGCAAGGACCUCCGCUUCAAGGGCCCCGUCCGCCUGCCCACCAAGACCCUCAAGGUCACCACCCGCAAGACCCCCUGCGGUGAGGGCUCCAAGACCUGGGACUGCUUCGAGAUGCGCAUCCACAAGCGCCUCAUCGACUUGACCGCCCCCACCGAGGUCGUCAAGCAGAUCAUUGUCAACAUUGAUGCUGGUGUCGAGGUCGAGGUCACCAUUGCUGCUUAAGUGCAGCGUGGCUGGUCGCACAACCCCGGACAAGGAAUGGUCGGAGCUACGGAUACGAGGCUCGGCUAUGCCUUGAUUGGUAGAAAAUAAAAAAUUCAAAGACGCAUUUGGUGCGA